This is a messenger RNA of Ictalurus furcatus (blue catfish), 3255 nucleotides long. Its product is annotated as protein FAM107B. The coding region runs from base 641 to 1216 and encodes 191 amino acids. NCBI's taxonomy places the organism in Eukaryota, Metazoa, Chordata, Actinopteri, Siluriformes, Ictaluridae. Gene Ontology annotation, biological process: regulation of actin cytoskeleton organization; actin filament polymerization; actin filament bundle assembly. Gene Ontology annotation, cellular component: stress fiber; neuron projection; synapse. The record is from RefSeq and is a predicted model, not a curated record. The transcript is spliced from 4 exons.
GACAAACACUGCCCGUCUCAUAAAAUUAACCUGUGUAGCUUUUCAUACUGAUUAUGUCAAUUGAUAUUUAAGCGUAAAAGCAUGUUUAUAGGUUCACAUCAUGCAUUUGAAGCUUUUUCCAAAAAUUCCUGAAUCUUGCAUAACUUCUACAGCCAUGUGCAAGUGUUUGAGUGUGUGUGUGUGUGUGUGUGUGUGUGUGUGUGUGUGUGUGUGUGUGUGUAACAACGGAAUCCUGAUGGUCAACUGCUGAUGAGAUCUCAUGGAGAAAGUCAGGGAGAGAGUUUUAAUCCUCCCAUAAUCCCUUUCUGUAUCAGACCCCUACCGAGAAAGGAGGCUGAAAAUAAAAGACUCGAGAGCGAGAAAGCAAGAGUCGGGGGGAGUGAGAGAGUGUUUUGCUGUGUGAGUAAAAAAAGGAGAGGGAGGGCCCUGGCUGUGGAAUGCCCAGCGAGUCAUGUGACUGUUUACAUCUGAGACGAAACCGAAGAGAGGCACGAGUGUGUGAGCAGCGCAGGAGAAAUGGCCUGUGCACGCCCACAUACGCACUCAUACGCAGACAUGUAGGCUCUCUGAGCACCCCACACACACACACACACACACACAUGCACACCCACACACUCACGCAGAAAACAGAAACAUAAGGAUGGAUCAGAGAUUAGGAGCUGGUGGGUAUCCCGACAGUCCGCCCAGCAGACCCAGAGAUGUGCUGGUCAAAUCAGCCUCAGCAUAUGCAGAUAUCCAAUGGGAACAGCCUCAUCAGCCUGAAAUAACAUACGAUGACCCACUGCGAUGCCCACGCAGGAAUAUCCUUCCUGUGGCCAGCUACGCCCCUCAUCCUGAUUAUGCGCAAGGGGACGAGGAUCUCAUCAAGCCCAAAAAGCUGAUUAAUCCAGUGAAAGCUUCCAAAAGCCACCAGGAGCUUCACCGAGAGCUGCUUAUGAACCACAAACGGGGUGCGGAGAAUAAACCAGAGCUCCAGCGUGUAUUGGAGCAAAGGAAGAGAGAUCAGAUGAUCAAACAGAGAAAGCAAGAGGAGGAGGCUCGGAAGAAGAUCUCACCUCUGGAGCAAGAGCUUCUCAAGAGGCACAAACAACUGGAGGAGUUGGAGCAAGAGCAGGAGCGUCAGGAGGAGUGCUCUCGCAGUGCUCCUGAAUUCAUCAAGGUCAAGGAGAACCUGCGCAGAACAUCGCUCAUGAGCACUGGAGAGAAAGAGGUGUAGAGGAUGAGAUCACAACAGAUCUGUGUGCUUCUUUCUCACUCUUUCUGUCUUUCUCACUUUCUCUGUCUUACACAAAUAUAUGUUCCUGCUGGACAAAACUUGUGUCACCAGAACCUUAAUGUCAACAUGGAAGACAGAAGAUAGAGCUCCAAAGCUGAAAAAAGGACAUAAAUUGAGUUGAGAUUGUCUUGAUGGAUUCAGACAUUUUCUGAAAGUCUUUUAUUCUGAGACAGACGUGGUCAUUGGAUAUGAACGUUCUAAUGACGUUGUGUUUCUCUGCAGAGGGACUAGAAUGUCUUUUAUUAACUUCUAACUUCAGAUCUUUAUACCGUAUACAAUCAGUAUUAUUACAUGUCAUUGGAUUCCCAACUGCCAAGUGCACUGCACAUCCAAGACAUUUGAGGAAUCAAUGGCUGAAAUACAAUGGCUGCGUCCGAAUAUCCCUACUACCCUACUAUACAGUAGGCGAGAAAUUCCCAGAUGACCUACUGCUUCGGCCUUGAUGCUUCAGUAUGGAACCAUUGGACACUGUGGAUACUGCGCUGUCCCAUAAUGCAGUGGGACUGGCACAGAAGAGCUGUCAGAAUCCGGGCUGCGUAGUACGUCCGGAUUGUAUUCAUGCUUACCACUUAUUCUGAUCAGUACGUACUGUAUCAAUGGCCAAGCAGUAGGUACUGAAUCGAAUGCAGUAGGUACUGUCAUAGUACGCGAUUUCGGACACAGCCAGUGUUUUUUGUUUGUUUGUUUUUUUUCCCUGAUGUAUAACAAUCAGCACAAGUCACUUUUGUUCAUAAAUGGAAUGAAUCACAUUUCUCACUUCGGAUGUGAAUAUAUCUACAAGGCUGCACGCUUGUGCACGUGUCUGCUAAAAUCGGACCGUAUCCUAAUUACUGUGAGAUCACAAUGAAUCAGUGAUGGCAGACCUGCCUACCUGGAAGAGGAGUAAUGCAUCGACUCGCAAAAGGAGGUGGAGUAAAAAUGCAGUAAAAAAAAAAACUUAUUUGAUAUAGUGCUUUUCCAGAUUUCUUGUCUAAUCAAUCCGUACAGGAUUUUGGGGGGAUUUUUUUUGUGAUUGUUGCAACCCAAAAUGCUCGAUUUUGCUGUGGGUUUUUUCAGAAUUUGCAACGCAGCUUGCUGAGUUUUUCUGUGCUUUUAUGCGGAAAAACUACUUGAAUUGGCACGGUCUUUCCCACUGAUGUUUGUUGGUAAACAAGACCUUUUAACUGUACUCAUGUUCGACGCACGUGAAUCGUAGAGGGCUUUGAUCGAAUGUGCAUUGUGAUGACGUCACAUGAUGCGUCUAACGCAAAUCUGCUGCAAAUCUGCGGUUAUUUAGAAAAAUUGCAAGCUCCUCCGAAUAUUGCGGAGUUUGCUUGAUUUCGCGUUAAUGUCUGCGAUUGCAGAAAUGUUAAAUCCUAGAGGGACUGGCUAAUUUCCCUCGGAGAAACUGCGAAAUGGUUCCGCGUGGCUGUUGAUUUCCUGCUCAAACUGUUUAAAUGUGUCUGAGCACUGACCGUUGAAAUUAUUUUUGAAAUGUUAGGUUUAAAAAUUUUUUACCGACAAACUUUUUUGCCCAUUUUUCUCUUUCAGCCAAAAACCAAAAAGUGCCGUUUUUGACAAUUUUCCAAAGUCAGGUUGAGAAAAGGCAAAAACAUUACUAAUAUUGGAAAGAGGCCAGGGCUUCCAGGGAGUGUCAGUUAAUAUUGGAGUGUUCAAAACACGUAUCGCAACUGUCAAUCAUAACAGAUUCACAUGUUGGCUGGCUCGUCUGCUGUUUUUAGACUUCUGUUUUUGCAGAUUUCUGAGUGAUAACUCGUAGUUUCCUGCUAUCGUGUGAUGUUACAAUGUGAAUCUCCUCCUCAAAAUGUGUGAAGGUUGGCAGGUCUGUGAUGGUGUUAACCCAGGAUUUUUUUUUUUUUUUCAAGACAGGUGUGUUGUGAUGCCUAAAUGUCUGCUCUUUUUUCCGUGCCUUUGUGAGAACUACAGAACAGACCAUGCGGGCAGAGCGCCUGACUGUUGCUGCAUUUCAAUCACUAUAU